This is a messenger RNA of Helicoverpa armigera (cotton bollworm), 877 nucleotides long. RefSeq lists its product as uncharacterized. The record is from RefSeq and is a predicted model, not a curated record. The transcript has 3 exons. Bases 123 to 488 code for a protein of 121 amino acids. Lineage: Eukaryota; Metazoa; Arthropoda; Insecta; Lepidoptera; Noctuidae.
ACGUUCGCAGCGUGAACACGGAAAUAUUAAUAACUUAUAAUUAUUAUAAAAGUUUUAAUAUUAAAAUUAAUUUAAUAAAUUAUUUACUUCUGGUGAUUAAGUGAAAAAUUAAGAACUGAAAAAUGAAGACUAUCAUAGUAUUCUCCGUGGUGAUGAUGGGCUGCCUCGCACAAAGGUCGCCGUACGCUGGCCGGCUACCCAUCGGGUUUCCCUACGUUCCACCUGCAACGGCCCCGGCGCCAUCAUCAGAUUUGAGUAACAGAUUUGGAGAUAGUGAAGCUGGCACCACAACCACAAUCAGACUACCUCUUGAAGCUCUCGGUGACGCAGAACUAGUGCAAAGGUUGAGCAAGUUGCCUAUCGACCAGCAACCCUUCUGGCUCAUCAACUGGAGAGCCUUGGAACAAAACAGGAACAACCCACAGACAUACCCACAAAGAGAAAAUAGCUUUGUCGAUAACGUCUCCAACUCUCUUCUUGUUAGUUAAAAAUAGAAUAAAGAACAAUUUUAAUUUUAGAACUUAACAAGCCAAAAACAAAAGACUGUAUUCAAAUUAUCAUUUUGUUCUUAAAAUUCUUGUCAUUAAUUUAAAUUUAGACCAACUCAUAUUCUGGAAUGUAAGAUCGAAUUUUAAAUUCAAAGACUAAUGACCGUUGAGUGAUAAUUAAUGACACCGCAAAUGGUUUUAAAAUCACUAUUAUUAGAGUCUGCAUAUUUUAAUUAAGUGACCAAAGUAUUAGAAAGAAUGACAUCAAUUAUAAUCAAGGUCUUUACAAUUAAACGAAGACUGCUUAAGUUAAGAUACCUAAUAUAUUUUCGAUGAAAAUAGUCAAAAUUUUAUAUAAGAUUACCUGUAAUAAAAUAAGUAAUAUCGAA